AAGAACUAAAUAAUAAUAUUUACUUCUAUAUAUUAUGUCUACACUGCGACUACAGAAUUUCAUUCAUUAAAUCUAGAAAUUUCAUAAUCGAAUUUAAUUUCUUUGAUUAUAAAAGAUAUACGAUAUAUUUGUAACAAUUUGUUGACAAGCAGCUGUUUCAACUUUGACAGGUUAUCCAUAACUGUCAAAUGUCUGAAAAAUGAGUAGAGAUUCUAGUUCUGUACUAGACCCAAUUGUGGGGCAAACAGCCACUUCCACAUCUCCAGCAGAAGUUGAACAAAGAAAUGAAGCUUCUGCAACAGUGGCUGAAGAUUCCAACAAUAAUACUUCCCUUUUAGACAGGGAACGGGUUUCUGAAGCUGCUAGUGUUGAAAACCCCACUACUUCUCAACAUUCUCCUGCAGUGAGAGAAAUACACAAAAAUAGUUGGUUAAAAAAGAUGCCUUGUAUUGAUAAAUGGUCUGGAAAGUUUCCUAAGUCUCAGAAACUUGAAAAGUUUUGGGUAGUAUUUUGUGUACAUGAUGAUAAAGAAGGAUUCCUUGAAUUUUAUGAAAAUCGACGCAGUGCUUACUCUCACAUGCCCUUAUCAAGCGUUUCUCUCUCAACAUGUCUACACAUUUCUCCUACAAUAGUGGCCCAAGGGAAUGAUCAUGAGUUUGUUAUUACUCUUGAUAACCAAGUUGUCAGAUUAGCUGCUUCGACAAAUGAACAAAUGUUAGAAUGGAUGGAUACUUUAAGCACUAAACUUCGAGAAUUAGGUGUCUUAGAGCCUAAAGAUAACUUAUACAGUAAAGAACCUAUCAUUACAAGGGCUCUUAGUCAUCAACAUUCUGUUAGUGGAUUAUCAUUAGAGUCUCAGUCUCGUGCAGAUUUCAGUCGUCUUUCUAUAAGAGACCCUAAUUCUCCAUUACCUCCUGUUCCUAGUACUGUAGUCCAGUCUUCUGAACCUUUAGAGAGUGUAGCAUCAAGUUCUACUGUUGUUUAUAUUCGAAAUCCUACAUCCCGUAGAGCUUCUUUGCAAACUACUAGUUCUUCAAGCAUUAGUGGUUCAGUCACAGCUGUCAGUACAUCAGAAGGAAUACCUACUUCUUCCCAGUCAGUCCCAGAGAGUGUUUUUACUUUUGAUUUACCAUCAUUUGCUGAUCAAAAUGCUCGCCCAAUAUCUCGAAGCAACAGUUCCCAAGAUAGCAUUUCUCCUGUUCCAUCUCCUAAUGAAGUGGAACAGAGGGUAUCAUCGGUUCCAAAUACUCCUUCUGCCGAAUUCGCUCUUAUUUAUGAGCCUCUAUUUUUUGGACCUCCACCCAAUGUUCCUUCGGGUGUGAGAAACCCGAGCUAUGAGAAUCCUCCAUAUCCUCAAAGGCAUAUAGUGUACAAGCCCACUCCAGCCUUGCCUCCAAGACAAAAUGUUGACUUUCACCGGACACCAUCCCUGGUCACAGGUGAUAGGUCUAAUGUGCAUUCACCAAUAAGAUCCAGUAGUCUUGGAAAUUCAAACUCUACUUCAGAUCCUUCUUUACAUGCAUCUUCUCAACAGCAAUGUACGAAUACAGUUACACCGUGUACUAGUUCUGCUUCUACAAGUUCUCCUGUUGCAUUAUUAAGGACACAUUCACAUUUGGAGCCAGUAUGCAGUUCUUCAGAAAGAAGCAGUCACCCAGCAUUAGCUGAAAGGCAUCCACAUAAUGGAAUGAGAUUACAGUCCAGUAGCGCCUUCAAAAAUGGCACAAUACCGGUUGAUGAGAAUGGAAAGCCAAUUUCACUCCGAGAAGCCCAAGUUCAGAAACUUCAGGCAGAAAUGCGCCAUAAAAGUGGUGUAAGAUUAGUUUUAAGGAAGAAGGACUGCUUAAAUGCUAUUGCAUUUGUCGAGUGUUUCAACCAUGUUUGGAUAGCUGGAUGGAAACAAAAAGAGCAUCCUUUACUGCACAACACAUUUCAUGUUGGAGAUCGUCUUGUUAGUAUAGCUGGCCUUAGAAUUCAUUCUGUGCAGGAUGCACAUAGAGCAAUUAAACAGCAACCAUCUACGGUAGAAUUUAUUGUCAGAAGAGUUCCAUAUGGAAAAAUAUUUGCAAUCAAACGUGAAUAUGAAGGACAAGAUUUGGGUAUUGUUAGAGAAGGUGGCACUGCUGAGAUUAAAGAAGUGAAACGUAGAGGAUUAGCUUGUCGGCAAGGUUUACCUGAAGAAGCAUCUAGUCUAGAUGGUAAUUCUUAUUGCAACUGGGUUUUGACAGAAAUAAAUCAUCGUCCAUUGAAUUUAUUUUUUAAAGAUAAUGAGGUGCAAGAUAGAUUGAAUGCUGUUGGUCUUGAUAUAUCACUAUUGGUGCAACCUAUAGAAUUUGUAAAAGGUUUGAAAAAACAGCUAAAAACCAUUCGAGGUUAUAAAGAUUAUAUUGUUCAGUGAUAGAUUAUAGAAUAUCUAUAUAAUUAGUUUGGUAAUGAAUGUUUAAUUUUCAAUUGAAAGUUGAAGAACAGUUGUGUUAACAGGAAUAAAUAUUUCAUAAGAAAUAUUUUUAAAGCAAAUUGUACAAAAUAAUAUGAAGAAUUAACUGACUUUCUUCAACCCCCUCCCAAAAAAUUAGUUGAAAACAAAAUUGGAUUUGUUUAGAUUCGAAUUUUGUAAAAAGUAGCCUUAUUCUUAUGUUUCUUUUAUUGGAUUUUUUGAAAAUUGGUAACAGAUGAAACGUAAGAAUUAUUUUAUGGAGUGAAUUACUAUGUGAUAAAAAAAAAAAGUUGUUUUAAGAAAAUUACAGUUCCCUCCUCCUUAUUUUUAUAAUGCAUUUAAGAUAGGUAAACUUAAAACUAGCACUCAGGUAAUGUCUGCUACAAAUAUUCAAUUAUAAUAUGCUGUAAAUAUAACCUAAUGGCAUAUUUUUUUAUUUAUUUAUCAUUAAUUUAUCGGUUUUGUUUAGUGGUUAGUUUACUGGUUCUAUCAUUUAUCCUAUAAUUUGAUUUAAUUCAAAAAUUUCCUGAUGGACAUUAUCUGGAUGCAACAGAUUUUUAGGAUACUAAAGAAAGUUUCCUAAUAUUACUUUCAUACAAGAAUAGGGAAAAUAACUUGUACAUUUAUGUAGAUUUGUAAAUUAAUAGUAAAAAGGAAAAUAAAUGUAAAGCAGAGGAUGCAACAGCAAUCAACACAUUAAUCAUUGAGAAUGAUAUUAAUAUGGAUUGCAAAAGGAAUUAUAACAUUUUGUAAUUCUAAUUUUCUAUAAAAUAAUUGAAAAAUUAAUAUGAAAAUAUUUUUGGUAUAGAAUUAACUCUCUUGACAUCACUGUUCUAAAACUUCAAAUUUUUAUCCAGUUAAAUAUUUUGAAUGCUUAAAACAUAUGUAUAUAUUCAAAAGGGAGCAAAGUGUUUUAAUGAAUAAAGGUCUUUGAAGAAUGUUACAGUUAUUUUAUUAGAAAGAUUACUAAAUACUUCCUGUGAUCAAUAUGUAUGUUAUUUAUUGGGAUGUACUGUCUGUUUUCUGUACAGACUGUAUUUUAUUGUUAAAGCCAAUAACAUUAAACCAUUUCUUUUAAAAAAUUGUGCUCUCAUGUAUAGUUCAAUAUUUUUGUAAUAUUUGUUUAGAAAUAUACAUGCUCCAUUGAUAUUAUUUUAAAAGCACUAAUUUCUUGCAUAAAUUAAUGUUUCAUUUUUUAAUCAUAUCUGUCAGACUAUUCAAAUGGUUUAUCAAAAUUUUUGUUUCAUAUUUUAAAGAACAAUCUGAGGAUUGAUGAGAAUUUUUAAACUUUUAAUAUUAAUUGAUCCUGCAUAUAUUUGUUUAAUUACCUAUGAAUCAUUUGAAGAUUCUGCUGAUUUAUGACUCUGUUAAAAUUUUAGAAUAAAAAAUGAAAAACCAGUACAUUCCAGAAUGAGUAUUAUAGAGCUUUCUUGUGUAGGAAUUUGAAUAUUUUAAUCUUAAUGAUUACUUUUGUAGAUGGGUGCUUAAGGUAUGGUUCUUACAGGCCUCGUAUAAUUUGCCUGUAUUACUGGGAACAAUUUUGGAAUUAAAAUAUUGGUAUAAUGAGGAUAUACAUUUUAGAUAUUUUAGAAGAGAUUUUAUUCUCUUUUAUCAUGAAUUUGUUGAGUUUGCUUCCUGGUAUAUUAUAAUGGUGGUAUAUUACUUUUAUAUGACAAUAUUUUAUGUGAGUGUAUUUUAUCUGUAAACUGGAUUCAAAAUUUUAUGGUCAAACUUAAAUAUAGCUAUAAAUUUAUUUGAACAUAUUACAGUCUAUUUGUUAAUCAUUUUAUUCACUAUUUAAUUUUAAAAAAAGGAAAUAUCUCACUCCCAAAUGAAGACAAGUAGUUGAAAAGACAUUUAGAAGCCUUCCCUUUCCCCAAGUGUGAAGAUAUCAUGAUCCUGUUUAUAGGGACCAUGAUGCAGUUACUUUACAUAAUAAUGCUGAAUAGCAUGACUAUAAGCAUUUGUUUUGAUUUGUUACUUUUGGUGAAAAGAAAAGGACCUUUUUAAAUGUUACCCGAAUGUCUGUUUUUUUCACCAAUUUACUGACAGCUUAAAAUGACCACUACUGUUACAAUGGGUUAUAAUAAUAGUAAAUCACAAAUCAUUUAUGUAUUCAAAUUUCAAUCAAAACAUUAAAAUUAGAAGACUUGAUUGCUUUAGAAGUUAUAGGAAAUUGUCCUUUUGUUUCAACAUUCUAUUAAAUCUGAAAGAAACAAGUUGUUAUAUUUGUAUUUGUAAAUAAAGCCGUAAGUAAUAAUCAAGAAAUAUUCAUUUUUUUGUUUGUGGUUUAAGUUGUAGAGGGGCAAUCAAUAUUUACUUGGAAUAUUUAUAAUAGCUUAUGAAAUAAAAACGCAUUUCUUUUACUCUCAUCAUCAGAAUAGCAGACUUCAUGCCAUGCUUUUUUUUUUUUUUUUAAAUCUUUGAAUUCAAUUCUUUCAAGCAAAGAAAUCACUUGGAAUUUAAUAACUAGAGUCAAGAAUAUGAAAUGAUGAGGAUUCUGAUCAUAAAACAAAUAUGCUUGUUUGAAUAAAUAUAAUUAAUUUGCCUAUAAUCUGUUACUGCAAUCAACUUAAAUAAAAAUUUAAUAGUAAUGAGAAAGUAUUUUUUUAUAUGAUUUCUCGGUAUUUUUCAGUGGUUGUAUUAUCCUCCAUGUAUUUACUUUUUAUUUAAAUAUUAAUGACGUAGGGGCUUUUUUUUUUUCACUUGGAUCAAUUUAACAAUUUAAAUUUUAUGCCUAAGUUCUCCUUUGAUACAGAAAAUUUUGGAAUGUUCUUAUAUGCUAUCAUAUAUUAGGUCAUUCAUAAUUAUUUUUUUAUUAAUUUUUCUUUUAAACAUAAUUCAUAAAAUAUCUACAUUACACACACACACACACACAAAAAAAAAAAAAAAAAUUAAAGAUAUGUAAAAGCAUGAUUGGAAUCAUUGUCUUAAAAGCUCUAAGGCAAAGUUCGAUAGCAUUGCAUUAGCUGAUUAUGCUGUUCUAUCUUUCAGUCAUUGUAAAAUGACCCACAGCAGUGGAGAGUGGUCUCUAGUUAAUUACAACUUGCAUGAAUGGUAAAUGGUUUCUUAAUUAUCUUUCUACUGUCCGUUUCUUUACAAAUUUUACAAUUCAUCAGUAUUCCAUUAGCAAAACAUGGAAGUGGCGAAGCAACUAUUAUUUGGUAAAAGAUUAUACUUGAUGGUCUUAUAUAUAAAAACUAUCAUCAAAUGAUGCUGAUAGUGUUGAGCAUGCAUGCUGAAUACUAUAAACCACUUAAUCAUAUGAUAUGCAUUGCAUGAAGUUAAAUCUAGUUUAGCCCUUUUCUACUAAAGUAUCUGCUAUAUAUUAUUGUCACAAGAAGAUCUACUUUAAUUGUAAAAGUUGUAAAAACUUAUUUAACUGUUUUUAUUCUCAUUUCAUUUGUUAAAAAUUAUAUUUUGAUUUUUAAGAUACAUUUAUUUCAUGGUGUAAUGAUUUUCUGCCUGUUGUAAUUUUAUACAGUCAUUUAGAAAUAUACAUACAAAAUUCUGCAAUAUGUUCAUUUCUUUAGAAAAUAUUUCAAAUAACUUGAUACAUAAAUAUUGAACAAAAAAAUAUUAUAUAUAUUUUAAAUUGUAUAUUUUUUAGAUACAUAUGUAUAUUUUGAACAAAAAAAAUCAUACAAUUUUUUAUUAAUCAAAACUAUUUAUCUCUUGCAUGAGGGCAAUAUAUGUUUUUCAGACGUAUACCUUGUUCCUAUAUUCCCUUAGUAGCAAUUUUAUGAAAUUCGGAACUAUCUUAACUUUUAUAACAUAUUCUGCUCUUUUACUUCAUAUCAUGAAGAGUAAAACUCUAAUUGUUCAGAGCUAUUGGCAAAAAGAAUCUCUUUUUUAGCUGUUCACAAAUAUUAACCUACUAGGAAAAGCUCUAUUUUUACUCUAUGAAAAAAAUACUUGUGUGUAUAUAUUGUCAGACUUUGUAAAGUAUUUUUCUUUUUUAAAAUGUUUAUAUAACUUUAAAAAGUCUAGUAAUUAAAAAUGGAUUUUCGUUUCAUGCAUGCAUUAAAAAAUGGCAAGCAUUCCUGCUUUAUGGAAUAUUUCAUUCAUCUUUUAAAAUCAGUUUUUGUUAUAAUAAUGAAGCAAACUUGGAUUCACAUUUGUUUAUAUUACCUGAAUAUAUAUUUGAUGUUUGUACAAAGUUCUUAUGGAUGUAUGUUAAAUUUGUACGGUGAUGUUUACAUUUACCAUUACAUGUUAUCUAAUUCUGUGAUAUGUUUACUAGUGGUGUAAGUAAUACUUGGAUUUAUUUCCCCAUUAUAUGCAUUUUACUUGUUUCAUUUAUUAUUAUUAUUAUUAUACUGUUAUCUAGAAAAAUUUCUAAUUUCGACUGACCAAGCAUGUUCUUGCUGUAUAAAAAUAUAUUGAUGUUGAUUUUGGCUUAAUAAAUAUGAUGCUAGUUUAUUGGAAAACAUCAGCUAAUGUGUAAGAAAUCUUAUAUUCAACAGUAAAUUUUAUUCUUUCUAGUUUUCCUUUCAAAAAUUUAACACUUUUUUUUUUUUUUUUUUUUUAAUUUUGAAACAUGAUUCUGUAAAAAACAAAUUUUGAGAGUUUGAGAAUUUUUUUAUGCAUACUUUAUUCUUUCUA
Messenger RNA from Argiope bruennichi, 7042 nucleotides. RefSeq lists its product as uncharacterized. Gene Ontology annotation, cellular component: plasma membrane; cytoplasm. The record is from RefSeq and is a predicted model, not a curated record. Bases 200 to 2398 code for a protein of 732 amino acids. NCBI's taxonomy places the organism in Eukaryota, Metazoa, Arthropoda, Arachnida, Araneae, Araneidae. The transcript has 11 exons.